Molecule: messenger RNA, 700 nt
Organism: Pleuronectes platessa (European plaice)
Lineage: Eukaryota; Metazoa; Chordata; Actinopteri; Pleuronectiformes; Pleuronectidae
Product: 5-hydroxyisourate hydrolase
Exons: 5
Coding region: 106-525 (139 amino acids)
Biological process (GO): purine nucleobase metabolic process
Molecular function (GO): hydroxyisourate hydrolase activity
Source: RefSeq, a predicted model, not a curated record
GGAACGUGAAGUUGAGGGUGUGUGGGGGGAGGAGACAGAGCACAUGUCCUGUCAGUGAGGAAAUUCAAGCAGGAAGCUUCAGGUGAGGAUAAGUAGCGAGCACACAUGAGUGUGUCCAGGCUGCAGAAACUGAAGGGACAUAUUUUGCCUGAAAAUAAGAGCACAGCAAUGGCAGGCUCACCAAGUCCGCUCACCACUCACGUGCUGAAUACAGCCCUGGGCAUCCCUGCUUCGAACGUGGCCCUCAGCCUCUCUCGACAAGUCCCCUCGACCAAUGACUGGACACUGAUAACCACUGGGACCACUAAUGACGAUGGACGUUGCCCAGGGCUCAUCACAAAAGAACUGUUCACCCCUGGUGUGUACAGACUGCAUUUUGACACCGCUCAGUACUGGGCGAGUAUGGGCGACACCAGUUUUUACCCCUAUGUUGAGAUUGUCUUCACUAUAAGUGACCCUGGACUGAAGUACCACGUCCCCUUGCUGCUGAGUCGUUUCUCUUACAGUACCUACAGAGGGAGCUAGAGCUCAGAUGGGAUGAAGUCCUGAGACUGCCUCCAUCUAUCAGGCACACACUGACAGUGACAAUGUCACACAAGGAAGAAACACAAUCCUCCAUGUAAAUUUUGAAUGCAUUUGAAUAAUGAUGUCAUCCUCAAUAUGACUAUUUUGCAGUUAAAUAAAUAAUGUUCUGAUAUAA